Messenger RNA from Puccinia triticina, 600 nucleotides. RefSeq lists its product as uncharacterized. The record is from RefSeq and is a predicted model, not a curated record. The transcript has 4 exons. The coding region runs from base 1 to 600 and encodes 199 amino acids. Lineage: Eukaryota; Fungi; Basidiomycota; Pucciniomycetes; Pucciniales; Pucciniaceae.
AUGUUGAGUGCGGUUCUUGGUUUGAGUUUUCAGGAGUUUUCUCGGUAUCACACACAGCGGAAUAUGACUCGUGCCAAGUACCAUGUUUCUGGUGGAUUGAUGGCGGACAAGGACCACACCUGUGUUCGGUUAAUGUAUUGCGCCAACUUCUCCCGCAAGUUGACUUACGGUAAAACAUAUGCCAUAGAGGGUUUUCUUGUUGGGGCAAAGAGGCACGAAAUGCCAUUCGUAAUUUUCGACAUUAACAACACCCGCGAAGUUCCGACUACGCACGCCGGCGGAGAAACUCGAGUUCAUUCACUAGGUGUUAUUGUUCAGACUUUUCACUCUAAAUCAAGCCUCGGGCUUCAAGGGCCCAUCUCCUUAAUCAUAAGACAUGAUGGAUUCGACGAACAUGACACGGAGGAUGAUAGCAUGCUCGUAAAUUAUGUCGUCCCAUCUAAGAUUAUUCCCGAUGAUGAGGUUAUAUUAUUCUCAGCGGGGAAGCGAGUCUUAUUCCGUGGAACAUUGGCCGGUCGGAAUUGGGAACUGGAUAUGAUGAGGGUAGAGGUUAUCAGUGGAGAUUUAGACAUUCAAGACAAAGAGUUAUACAGAGAUUAA